AAGCAAGAUAGUGAAAGGGUGGGAGAGGGACUCAAUGCCCCCUUUGAACCAAGCUCACGGGAUUGUUGUCAGUAGGUAUCUUUCAUAUGUACUACACGUUGCUCCAGAAAGUUAGAGAGAGAAAGCAGCAAAGUAAUAAUAAUAAUAUUGCAUUUGCAGUUUAUUUUUGUAGGAUAAUACUAACAAUAUAGAACAUAGAAAGAGAGAGAGAGAGAGAGUUGUUGAAGUGUGAAGGGAAGGGAAUUCGGCGGUCUUUCUCUUUUUUGAAUUCAAGAUCAGAUAAGAAGGUGUUGUCUUGGGUUUUGGAGGCUUUUCCCUAUGAUUAUUGUCACUUUUUUCAUAGGAUUUCACCAUUGUGCUUUGUCUGUAAUUCUUGUCUCUUUACCCAAGGUUCUUCACGAGGUCCUGUCAGAGGUUUAUUUUCAAAAAUCGUUCCAUCUUUAUCCGUUUUUCCACUCACUUACUCUAAUUUUAAGGUUUGUUGUUUAUUAAUCUUUUCAGCCAUACACACUCUCAUCACUUCUCUUCUGUUAGAUUCUUUAAACUUUACACUCUCUCUUUUGCACUAAACUCCACUGCUUUCUUUGUCCCUCCAUUUUUAAAACCAAGAUUUUUUCAUUUUCGUUUUCUUUUUCACCCUGUCCCUGGUAUAUUCAAACAACAUCUGGCUUCACUCGGUUGCUACAUUUGUUCACUUCCACGCAAACCCCUCUUAUCUUUAGCCACAAGAGGCAAACUUUCGGUUACCCUUUGCCACCGCUUCUCAUUCCAGAUCGUGACUGAACAAAAGUUGUCAAGUUAUUAUUAUGGGAAAAGCUAGCAGGUGGUUCAAGGGUUUGUUGGGGAUGAAGAAGGAGAAGGAUCACAGCGACAAUUCAGGCUCGCUGGCUCCCGACAAGAAGGAGAAGAAAAGGUGGAGUUUUGCCAAGCAAGGGAAGGAUGUGCCAUCUUCGGUUCCUGCCACUGAUAACACCUGGCUCAGAUCCUACAUUGCUGAUACAGAGAAUGAGCAGAAUAAACAUGCAAUUGCCGUUGCCGCUGCCACUGCCGCCGCCGCCGAUGCUGCCGUGGCUGCCGCUCAGGCUGCCGUGGCGGUUGUGAGGCUGACAAGCCAGGGCAGAGGUGCAUUGUUCAGUGGAAGCAGGGAGAAGUGGGCUGCCGUGAAGAUCCAAACUUUUUUUAGAGGCUACUUGGCACGGAAGGCUCUUAGAGCACUGAAAGGAUUGGUUAAGAUACAGGCUCUUGUUAGAGGGUACUUGGUUAGAAAGAGGGCUGCUGCAACUCUUCACAGUAUGCAAGCUCUAAUAAGAGCUCAAACUGCUGUCAGAUCACAGCGAGCUCGUCGUUCCUUGAGCAAAGAAAGCAGAUUUCUACCUGAAGUUCUUGCAAGAAAAUCUGUGGAACGAUUUGAUGAAACAAGGAGUGAAUCACACAGUAAAAGGCUACCUACAUCCUACGAAACAUCCUUGAAUGCUUUUGAUGAGAGCCCCAAGAUUGUUGAAAUUGACACAUACAAGACUCGAUCAAGGUCUAGGCGCUUUACCUCUACAAUGUCUGAGUGUGGAGAAGACAUGUCCUGUCAGGCAAUGUCAUCCCCUCUACCUUGUCAUGUCCCUGGUCGAAUCUCGGUUCCUGAUUGCAGACACCUUCAAGAUUUUGAUUGGUACUUCAACGUUGAUGAGUGUAGAUUCUCCACUGCUCAUAGCACACCACGUUUCACAAACUACGCCCGUCCCAAUGCUCCAGCCACACCAGCCAAGAGUGUUUGUGGAGACACCUUCUUCAGACCUUGUUCCAAUUUCCCGAACUACAUGGCCAAUACUCAGUCAUUCAAGGCAAAACUAAGGUCUCACAGUGCUCCAAAACAAAGACCUGAACCCAAGAAAAGGCUCUCACUCAAUGAAGUGAUGGCAGCAAGAAACAGCAUAAGCAGUGUUAGAAUGCAAAGGCCAUCAUCCAAUUUCUUCCAGACUCAAGACUCCUGGAAUUUUUGACAGUCACAGCUGCACAAUCACAAGGAAAAUUUGAGAGGCAAUUGGACACUAAAUGAUGUUAGUAAUAUCUAGAAUUUGUGCUUACAGCUUAUAAAUUCAGAGACGAAAUUCUCAAUUCUGCUUGUGUACAUUCUUUUAAUUAAAGAGUUUCUUUUUUCAAUCAUGUUGUACCAAAUGAUUUACAUCUAGUAAAGAAUUUGGCUUGAUAA
Vigna radiata var. radiata (mung bean) is the source of this 2203-nucleotide messenger RNA. RefSeq names its product protein IQ-DOMAIN 14. The record is from RefSeq and is a predicted model, not a curated record. Gene Ontology annotation, molecular function: protein binding. NCBI's taxonomy places the organism in Eukaryota, Viridiplantae, Streptophyta, Magnoliopsida, Fabales, Fabaceae. The coding region runs from base 807 to 1994 and encodes 395 amino acids. The transcript has 4 exons.